UCAAUUCGCUUAAUUGGAAUGUUGAGAGCAGACCCAUAUUUAUCGUCAAGAGAGGUGGAAAGUGCAUUAGACCAAGCCCAACAAGAAAUGUUUCCAGAAACGAGAACAUUUAUUGAAUUUGCAUUAACAUUUGCUGCAACACUUUGCAAUUUUUUUAAUAUUCUUAGUCCAUUGAAUGUGACUUAUUAA
Messenger RNA from Racocetra persica, 189 nucleotides. The record is from the annotation of a GenBank genome assembly. NCBI's taxonomy places the organism in Eukaryota, Fungi, Glomeromycota, Glomeromycetes, Diversisporales, Gigasporaceae.